AUGGCGGCGUCUCAGAUUCGCAUGAAUUUCCACGAGGAAAGCGAAGCGGGAAUCAACAAACAAAUCAACUGGGAAUUGUACGCCAGUUACGUCUACUUGUCAAUGAGCUCGUAUUUUAGCCGUGAUGACGUGGCCUUGCCCGGAUUGGCCAAGUUUUUCGGCAAGGCCUCCGACGAAGAACGCGAACAUGCCCAGAAACUGAUCGCCUACCAGAACAAGCGCGGAGGACGCGUGGUUUUGAAUCCCAUUGACAAGCCCUCUCAGGACGAGUGGGGUAAUGCGAUCGAUUCUCUGGUUGCAGCAUUGGAGUUGGAGAAGACUGUCAACCAGGCAAGUGAUGAAUGCAUCAGCAGUGCCUCGCUGAUAUGUGAAAGGUGUUGGGAUAGUUUGCUGGAUUUGCAUGGAAUCGCGACCAAGCACAACGACGCGCAGUUCUGCGACUUCUUGGAAUCGGAAUAUCUGGGGGAACAGGUCGAAGCCCAGAAGGAGCUCGGUGACUUGAUAACUCAACUCAAACGAGCUGGACCCGGGCUGGGCGAGUGGCAAUUCGACCAGAUGUUGCUGCACAAAGACUGA
Notodromas monacha is the source of this 576-nucleotide messenger RNA. The record is from the annotation of a GenBank genome assembly. NCBI's taxonomy places the organism in Eukaryota, Metazoa, Arthropoda, Ostracoda, Podocopida, Cyprididae.